AUGGCGUUCUUAUUUGCUCGUAGCAAGGCCAGGACCAACCAGGAGUUGACCCGGUCUACCAAAGAGUUGAUGCUGAAGCUAAUCGCUGAGGACAAGCCUUCACAAAAGGUAUCCGACCACUACGACCCGAGCGAACUGGACUGGGCUGACGACGGUCAGAUCGAGGAAGAAGUGGCACGGAAUCUUGGCCAAAUGAAAGUCAUCCUCCAAGGCACACCCGAACUCGACGUCAGCCCCGACCAGGUCUUCCAGCUUGUGAACCUCCUCGUUACCGAAGACCUCCUACGAGUCCUCGCCGAAAACAUCCAUCGUCUACCCUUUGAGUCGCGCAAAGACACACAGACCAUCAUCUCAACUGUCUUGCGAUACAAGCAGCCAGGAGAGGACCAACCAAUCGCCCUCCAAUACAUCAUCACAACCCGCCCCGAAGUCAUCAUCGCACUUUGCAAUGGCUAUGAUCGUCGCGAGAGUGCUAUGCCGUGCGGAGGCAUCUUGAAAGAGGCUCUGAAGCACGACGCUGUCACUGCCCUGAUUCUUUACGACGAGCCCAGCCUACACGGCCAACCCCUAGAUCUCGGCAGCAUCGACACAGACCAACCAGCCUCAGGGCAGGGUGUCUUUUGGAAGUUCUUUGACUGGAUCGACAAGAGCUUGUUCGAAGUUAGCACUGAUGCUUUCGAUACCUUCCGCCAAAUCCUGGUUAGACACAAGCCCAUGGUCUCCAAGUACAUCGAUACCAACUUCGACCUCUUCUUCGACAAGUACAACAACAUCCUCAUCAAGUCAGAAAGCUACGUUACUAAGCGCCAAUCGAUAAAAUUGCUUGGUGAAGUCCUUCUAGACCGCCAAUUCUACGAAAUAAUGACUCGUUAUGUCGAGUCCGGCGACAAUCUCAAACUCAUCAUGUGGCAGUUGAAGGAUGAUCGCAAGAUGGUUCAGUACGAGGCCUUCCACGUCUUCAAGAUCUUCGCCGCAAACCCCAACAAGUCCGCCGAUGUCAAGCGUCUAUUGACCAUGAAUCGUCAACGCCUGCUGGACUUCCUGCCAAACUUCUUGGCCGACCGCACUGAAGACGAUCAGUUCUCGGAUGAAAAGAGCUAUCUCAUCAAGCAAAUCAAACUGUUGCCUCAGACGCCCAGUCAGCAACAGAGAACCGCGAGUCAGGAAACAUCGAGAUAG
Aureobasidium pullulans EXF-150 is the source of this 1179-nucleotide messenger RNA. Its product is annotated as Mo25-like protein. The transcript has 3 exons. The record is from RefSeq and is a predicted model, not a curated record. Gene Ontology annotation, molecular function: protein serine/threonine kinase activator activity. Bases 1 to 1179 code for a protein of 392 amino acids. Gene Ontology annotation, biological process: intracellular signal transduction. NCBI's taxonomy places the organism in Eukaryota, Fungi, Ascomycota, Dothideomycetes, Dothideales, Saccotheciaceae.